AUGGCUGCGGCUGCCGCGGGCGCGCCCGUCCCGCGGGGCCCGCUGGUCCUGCCCGUGCCCCUCGUGUUCCGCAACCCGGAGGCAGGACAAUGGUACCAUGCGAUCAAGGCCAUGGGGUGGCACUACGAGAGGUUGUGCAUGUGGAUGGCGAAUGCCCGAAUGGAACUAGUGGAAGCGACAACUUUGCGGCAGCAAUUGGCGGCGGCAGAGGCACGUGCCAAGCAGCUCCAGGACAAUCUGGACAAGAUAGAGAAGAAGAAGAAGGAUGAGCAGAGGAAGAGGAAGAACCAGAAUAGAAAUGUCAGCCGAUUGUUGAAUGGUGUGACCGGGAAAUAUGGCGACGAGGACGGCACCGAUUUCAUCGACCAGUCUCAGUGCUCUGAGGAUCUGAUCAAGUGGGUGAAAGCAAUGAUUGCGUGCACACCUGGUUAUGGGCGGGAGCAGAGAAAGAAGCUGCUCAACGAGCUGUUCCAGAAGGCUUGGAACGGUCUGUAUGCCCAAGAACGGCUGCUGGCCAUGCAGAAGGCAAUGAAGCUGCAGCCAAGACAGGUGGUCUGGCACAUGACUGACAAGCCUAGGUCGGUAAACGAUUCGGGAAUGGGCGGCAUUCGAGAGUGCCUGGGGCUCGAGGCUAAAGCAGAAUGUUUUUUGCCUGCCAAAAGUGCAAUUAGCAGAGAGAGAAAGAUCAUGGAUGAAGGUGUCAAAUCGAUGAUGAACAUCCAAUAUUCAUGCAUUUCGGUUAAUGAUGAUACGUUUUCAGUGGGGACAGUGAAGGAUUUUCUGGUUGUGUUGUUCAGGGCCUUCAAAGUCCACCUGAUUAGACAAGGUGACCAUGUCUAUGUUUUGAUGGUGUGCUUUGAUGGAGCUCCAAUGACCAAGAACCGCGGCUUAAUUUUAAUGUCAUUUCGGUUAAUAGACCCCCGCACCAACAAGACCAUUUUUGAAACCCCACAAUCAAGGAAAUUCUGCUUCCCAUUUGCAGGGACAUGGAACUGUGAGAAUGCUACUAACAUGCGGAGUGCAUUUGGGGGACACAUGAGUGAAUUGCUCCAUCUUUCUGACGUUGGCCUUGAUUAUGAUGGUCAUGUUGUACCCUUCCAAGUGCCAAUAGGGACGGAUAAGAAGGCAGAGUGGCUGGGAUAUGAUGGUGUGGGAGGUGGACUGGGAACAAGCGUCAAAUGGGCCGACCCAAAAACGCCAGUCCUGCUGGUUUUACGUACCAUUGGAAUGCCAUUUGGCUGUGGAUGCUGCGGAAAUGAAAAGUGUCAUCAUUGGAAGUGGGCGCCCACAAGGGUGAAGACCAAGAGGGAUGAGCUAUUUGCGAGCACUGCUGCUCUACUGGAGAAUGAUGAUUUUAUGCGGCUAGUGAUGCCAAUUUGCGUGGUAGUUGAAGAUCUCCAGAGGGAGAUCAUUAACAGGAAAAUAUUCCUGCCUAAGGCACUGUCCAAGAUGAAAGAAGCGGAGCUAAGGGCAUGCCUGCAACGACACUGUAAAAUUACCAUGCCAGCUCAUGGUCAUACUGACGGUUUUGUCAACGAGCUCACUGAUGUUGAGGUUGGUUACCAGCUGGAGCUAUUUGGAUAUGAUGGACUUCCAACCAGAAAUUUAUUACAAAAUGUCAUAGAGGCUGCAGAUUUGAUUCGGCGGGCAGAUGUCUACUUGACUUUUCCUUGGGGUACGUCUGCAAUGUGGGGUCCAGACCCAGAGCUGGUGGCAGAAGAUGCACUCCACCUCAUAUUAAGAAUGAUGCCAACUGCAAAUCACAUUUGCCUAUCAUGGCCUCUGGUGCACAAGGACGCCCGAGCUGAGGAGCGGAUGCUGAUGGCGUCCCAGGCGAUUCGGAGAAAGACUUCAAUUUCAUGGUAUAAAGCAGCAUGGCUUGAUGGGUCUUCAAAUACUGACAUCAUCAAGCAGUCCUUCGGUGACAGUGACAGUAUGAAGCUGCUGGAUGCCUGGCAGGACACUGACAUUUUAAAGAUGAAACCAACGAAAAAGCCUGGUGAUGAGGGCUAUCAAGCUGAGCUGGAAAAAGAUGCUGACCGCCUCCAGUAUCACGCAGAUCAGUGGUGGCAUUUUGCGAGUAAGCAUGUUGGAGAGAAGGUCCUUACCUCAUAUGGCCACAGCUUGAAGUGUGGUAAUUUCAGCAGAUUUAUGAAAAAAUGGGGCUAUCUGAUCUACUACAGUGCCGACGCUGUGGAACAGACGAACGAUGAUGCCAUUGUCAUCACACAGACCAAAUCGCACAAAUUUGGUGUGAAAGGCCAGUCACCUGGGAGGGGCCAAGUAAUGGUGUCCCAAGCUGAGGAUAUUGCCCGGUGGUGCGGCCGCAAGAUUGCCUAUGCUACGGGAAUGGACAAGGAAAUCUAUGCUGCCCAUGAAGCUCGCUUGCUGCGCAGGAGAAAUGAAGCUAGCCAGCGCAUCCGCUCCCUCUUUAUUCCGCGCAAGCCUGGAGCGAGGAACAGAAAAACGAGGAAGCUUCAGCACAUGCGGCGGGAUUUGACUCGCGACGGCGAGCUCUUAGAUAUCCGUAAAGUAUUUUCGUAG
Molecule: messenger RNA, 2544 nt
Organism: Aureococcus anophagefferens
Lineage: Eukaryota; Pelagophyceae; Pelagomonadales; Pelagomonadaceae
Exons: 3
Coding region: 1-2544 (847 amino acids)
Source: RefSeq, a predicted model, not a curated record